GCAUGAUGAGGCGCACCCUGGAAAACCGGUAACAGCCCGAGCCCAGCUGCCCAGGGCCGCCCACACUGGAGGGCUGGGGUGAGGGAAGUGGAGCCUCUGUCCGUGGGGCCUCUGCGCCGAAUUCCGACCCUGGGCGGCAGGCUGCACGGUCCCCGCUGUGGCCUGGGGCCUAAUUCCCUGGGCUGCAGCGAGCGCCGGCGGCGAAGGGGAGCCCGGGGCCCGGCCGGCUGCCACCCACCCACGCCUCCGGGUCUCGGGUCCCCACACUGCCGCGGGCAGUGCAGAAGCCUUGGAGGCAGCCGGGCUCCCAGGCCGCGCUGCGCGGAGCAGCCACCUCCCCAGUUAAGGCCAGGCCCACCCGGCCUGGGCCUCUUCCUGUGCCUCUUCCUGUGCCUACACUGUCCGGAUAGUGAGGUCAGGACCCCAUGGAGAGCAGUCCGCGCCGGGAGACGGUGGAUCGUUGGAACGCUCAAACGAAACAACUGCAAACAGCUGUCUCAAAUGUGGAGAAGCAUUUUGGAGAACUGUGCCAAAUCUUCGCUGCCUAUGUGCGGAAAACUGCCAGGCUGAGAGACAAAGCCGACCUCCUGGUGAAUGAAAUCAACGCGUAUGCUGCUACAGAGACCCCACAUUUAAAGCUGGGCCUGAUGAACUUUGCUGAUGAGUUUGCCAAACUUCAGGAUUAUCGACAAGCAGAGGUUGAAAGACUUGAAGCCAAAGUGGUUGAACCCUUGAAAGCUUAUGGGACCAUUGUGAAAAUGAAACGGGAUGACCUCAAGGCAACAUUCACAGCAAGGAAUCGAGAAGCAAAGCAAUUAACUCAGUUAGAAAGAACACGUCAGCGAAACCCAUCUGAUCGACAUGUUAUUUCACAGGCAGAAACGGAAUUACAGAGAGCUGCAAUGGAUGCUAGCCGAACAAGUCGUCAUCUGGAGGAAACUAUUAACAACUUUGAAAGGCAGAAAAUGAAGGAUAUAAAGACUAUAUUUUCUGAAUUUAUCACAAUCGAAAUGUUAUUUCACGGCAAAGCUUUAGAGGUCUACACUGCUGCCUACCAGAAUAUACAAAACAUUGAUGAAGAUGAAGAUUUAGAGGUUUUCCGAAAUUCUCUGUAUGCACCAGAUUAUUCAUCUCGUUUAGAUAUUGUACGAGCAAAUUCAAAGUCACCUCUUCAGAGAUCACUGUCAGCUAAGUGUGUAUCUGGAACAGGACAGGUAUCCACUUGUCGACUAAGAAAGGAUCAACAAGCAGAUGAUGAUGAGGAUGAAGAGUUAGAUGUUACAGAAGAAGAAAAUUUUCUUAAGUAAACUACACAUUUCCAUUUUCAUCAUAAAUGACAUGGAAUCCACAAUGACUAAACUAUAGAACUUUAUACUCACUUUGAUAUGUUAAGCCUCAAAGUGAAGUCCAACUGGAAACAGAAAAAUAAUUAAAGGAAACUUAUGCUGACCAAAAAUGAAGGCUUUAAAAAAUAUUACAUACCAGUCAUUUCAACAUCCUAACUAGUGUUAGGUGAUUUUUGUGUAAGUACCUUUUUUUUUUCAAAGAUGGUGUAUUUCAAAGUAUUUCAUAUUAAUGUACUAUAUCUACUUGAAGUUCCAAUAGUACAUUAUGACAGAAACCAAAAGAUCUAACAAUUCUGCUUAGCUUUUUGGUUAAGACUCCAUGCUUUCAUUACCAGAAAAGGGUCCUAUGUAGUCAUUCUGAUUACAUGUAAUUCUAUUCCAUGAAGCCUUAAGAAAAAAUAUUUUUUUUUUACUUUCCCUUAAAACUUUAUCAUUUGAUAAGUAAAUUUACUUUUCAAGAGUAUAAUCAAAGAAUAAAGAUAAUGUGACACUAAGAUAUCAAUGUGUUAUGAAUACACAUAAGGCAUACAUUUCAGCUGUAAAAAAAAGCCACAUUCAAUCUGACUCUGGUUUUAAAACAAAACUGUCAUACUUAUACAUGAUACUGCAACUUUUGGAAGGCUAAUUUAGUGGAAUGUUGCCUCAUCACAGAACACCAUAAAUCAUUAAAAAUUCUAUAAAAAUUUUGCCAAGCUACCAUGCAGUUAAUAAAAGGGUAUACAAUCACUUUUAUUUCUGAAAAUAUAAAACAAUUGGAGCCUUUCAGUGUCUCUGAUGCUUCUCUUUUGGUAAGGAAUUAUACUUUUAUUUCAUGGAUCCCAGGCAGGCAUAUAAAAGGGAAUUUAUAAAAUCAUUUGGGAUAAUUAGAAAAUGCAAUUAUUCAUAACAGAAAAAUAAAGAUUUCUAGAAAGCUUUUGACUUUGUCAUUCAUGGCUCUUAACAAAGCACUCUUUCCUGAGAAUAGUCCUAAGUGACAAAGUUAUUUCAGUACUUUUUUUAAAACCCUAAAUAGAUAUUAAGAAACUCAAGAUUAUCAUUGGAUAUUUACUGCUUCCUCACUUAGUAUUUAAAUUUGGUUGUAGUUCGGGGGAAAACAGUUAUUAUAUUUAUUUUGCUGUUUACUAAAUAGCAACUUCUCUUGAGCAUGAUUUGCUUUAUUUGUAAAGUUAAAACUGCAUAAACCAAUAAUUCUAGAAUAAAACAUACAUUCUGCCUACCUCAGAGAAAUAUUCUAAGAACAAAAGGAAUACUAUCCAUGAAAAUACCUUCAUUAAUGUAAAAUUUUCAUUAUUUAGACCAGACCUAGGUUGGCAAACUUCUUAAAGGGCCAGAUAGUAAACAUUUUUACUCUUGGUGGGUUGAGGCAAAUUCAAGACUAUUAUACGGGUACUUAUGUAACCAUUUAAGACUUAAGUACACUUAAAAAUGUAAAAAACCAUUCCUAGCUUCCCACUGCAACAACAACAAAAAACAGGCAACCAAUCCAACCAACCCAGCCUGUAAGUCUCCAUCUCUUAUCUCCAAAAUAGGAAUACAAAUUGAGUAUCCUUUAUCUGAAGUGCUUGGGACCAGAAGUAUUUAAGACUUUGGAUUUCUUCAGAUUUUGGAGUAUUUGCAUUAUACCAGCUCAACAUUCCUAACCCAAAAAUCUGAAAUCUUAAAUGCUGCAAUGAGCAUUUUCUUUGAACAUCAUGUUGGCACUCAAAAAGCUUGCAAUUUUUGGAGCAUUUGAAAUUUCAAAUUUCCAGAUCAGGAAUACUCGACCUGUAGUACAUUUACUAGGAUUAUCAGAAUUAAAUGAUAGUUAAUUCAUACAUAAUUAUACAUCAUAUAGUUUCUAAUACACCUCAAUAAACAACAGCUAUUAUUUACUGCAAAAACAGAGGCAGCAAGGUCACUACUUAACAGGUGACAUAUGGAUCAAGAACCACUGCUCUUAACAGUGAUAUCAGUAAAUUAAUAGAAAUGCAUUCCUAAUAUGAUUUUUACCUAUCUCUUGGUUGUUGGAUUGACUUUCUAGACAUGAUCUACAUUUUUUUAGAUACUUUCUAGACAAAAAUGUUUAAGACAAAUGCCACUGGAUAUCAGACUAGAGAAUACACCUCCAGUGUACCUGGUAUAUCUUGAGGAUAGGAGAGGAAAAACUGGCUAUGAGAUGACAAUUACUGAAGCUGAGUGAUGUGUACAUGAAAAUUUACUGUUCUUUUUUUAUAUUUGAAAUUGAUGAGGUGCUGGGAAGCUGGCUCUCUGAGGGGACAACGGAAGGGGAAUUCCUUGAUUUGCUGCAUUUAUCAAUUUCCAUGGUGUAAAAUACUCCUGUCAUGGCCAAUUUGUUAUUGACAUAUCACUAAAGGCAGAGUUGGAGACAGAUGUGCAAAGAUGGCUCCCAACUAGAAGACACCACUUCUGUAAUAAACGUUUUAUAAUGAAGUUUAAAAA
This is a messenger RNA of Macaca mulatta (Rhesus monkey), 3785 nucleotides long. The record is from RefSeq and is a predicted model, not a curated record. Lineage: Eukaryota; Metazoa; Chordata; Mammalia; Primates; Cercopithecidae.